Messenger RNA from Arctia plantaginis, 1776 nucleotides. The record is from the annotation of a GenBank genome assembly. NCBI's taxonomy places the organism in Eukaryota, Metazoa, Arthropoda, Insecta, Lepidoptera, Erebidae.
AUGGCUGUGGAUAGCAAAAAUGCGGAGAAUAAUAAAACUGCUGAUAAAACUCUAAACUUAAAUGGUGGUAACUUAAAUGGAACUAAUGUAAUUAAGAAUAGUUUAAGUAAACCAAAAAUGGAAAAAGAGACCGAGAAAGUUGACGAAGAAAACUGGGACACAUUAAGUUAUUUUCAAAAAUUAAAACGAGUGAUAUCUCUCAUUACAGUAGAGCCCAUUUUAGCUUGCUACGUGAUGCCUUCAGUGUUGUCCAUUUUAGCGACUCAAAAUCUUUAUUUAGAAAAAGCGUGUCGAGUUAACCUUCAAUUCGAUCAACAUGUGUGUGAUGCAUUAACAAGAAGAGAGACAGCAAAUUACACAGCUGAAGAGGAGGCAGUACAAACACUAGUGGCAUCAGUAACUGGUUGGAAAACUGUAUUGCAAUCAUUUUUACCCUGUGGAAUAUUGAUAUUCCUUGGAGGAUAUAGUGACAAAAUUGGACAAAGAAAAUUUUGUAUGCUGCUACCUAUAAUUGGGGAGUUACUGACGAGUUUAGGACUCAUAGUGAAUACAUAUUUUUUUUACGAAUUGCCCGUAGAAGUAGCAGCCGUGACCGAAGCUAUUUUUCCGGCGUUGACGGGAGGAUGGUUUACAAUGUUCAUGGGAGUGUUUAGCUAUAUAGCGGAUAUUACAACAGAGGAACAAAGGACGUUGAGGAUAGGAAUAGUGAAUUUGUUCCACUCCGUGGGAGUGCCAGUAGGGGCGGCUCUUAGUGGGAUAUUAGUGCGCAAAAUUGGACUGUACGGUGUCUUCUGUGUAAGUUCAACAUUGUACGUUGUGAGUUUCAUAUAUGGCUUUUUUCGAAUCAAGGAAGUGAAGAAAUCAGAUCCAUCUGUGAAACCACCAACAAAUUGUUGUGAAUGGCUGCGUACUUUCUUCGAUGUUCGGUACGUCAAGGAGACCCUGAUGGUAGCAUUUAAACGAGGCCCAAACAAUCGGAGACUGAGGGUCAUCAUGCUUGUGGCUGUGAUGUGUGUUAUUAUUGGGCCUAUUUAUGGUGAAAUGUCCGUUCUGUAUCUUUUUACUAGAUACCGGUUUAACUGGGACGAAGUGGAUUACAGCAUGUUCUGUACUUAUGCAAUGGGUACUGCUUUAAUAGGUACAUUAUUCUCCGUAGGUGUCUUCAGUCAUUUAUUAAAGUUCGACGACGCAAUCAUAGGCGUAAUAUCGUGCACUAGCAAAAUAUUAUCAGGAUUUAUGUAUGCCUUUUCUACGAAGACAUGGCAUAUUUACAUAGCUCCACUGAUUGAAAUAUUUAAUGGUACAUCAUUUAUAGCCAUGCGGUCUAUGGUCUCCAAAUUGGUGGACAGAGAUGAAUUAGGUAAAGUGAACUCUUUCUUCGGCGUCGCUGAAGCAAUGAUGCCAUUGAUAUACGCACCGAUGUACACCACGCUUUAUACAAAAACUUUAAAAACAUUCCCGGGGGCGUUCUUCAUACUUGGCGGCGGUCUCACCUUGCCAGCAGUAGUUAUAUUCUUUUGGCUGUGGUUAGCUAAUAAGAAACACAACGUAGACCACGCACCGCCCAAAUCGAGUGAAAUCAACGAAAAAUCCGGAAUAGAAAAUAAAGCUUUUGAAGCUGAAGACAGCGAGAAGAAAGCAGAUUGUAACCAAAAAGUCGAUUCUAAAGACAGUGUCACACAAUCACAAAUAGAAAUGGGAUUUUUAGAGAGUAUUGUAAAUAAUAGUUACACUACAGCUGUUACCAGCCCAAUCCCAAGUGCAUUUAUUGAUUAG